CGCGCUCGCGCGCGGGGGAGAAGAAGGCAGGAGGCGAGCUUCCCCGCAGCUGCGCGCAGGCCCCUGGACGGCAGCCGCGCGCCGCCACGCACUCCUGGCCUCUGCGCGCGCCAGAAGCCGCUUGGCCCCCGCGACCGGCAGGCAGCCUGCUCCUGCGUCCCUCCUCCGGCUCUGCUUCCGUCCCCCCCCGUCCCUCUCCGGCUUUCCCCGCCGCGGCUGCGGGUGGUGCCACCUGGGCAGGGGCGCCGCGAGGAGGCGGCUCAGCCGGCGAGUGACCCAAGGCCCCCCCCCAGCCGCCGCCGCCCCCUCGUCCCAGCACCGGAGGAUCCGCCCAAAGGAGGAUGCCCAGCUGGAUCCAGGCUCGGUUUCCAGUGGUGUUUGAAGACAUCUUGGCAUAUUCCACCAGGAAGGAGUGAAGGACUUGAGAAGAUCCUCAGGAGCACCCCGUCGGGUGGGGAUGAUGAAGGAGAAGAACCUGGAUGGAGACAACCAAACUUUCCAAGGAGAGGAUCCACGUUCAAAAAGAGUUAAGGAGGAGGAAGACAUGGAGAUGCAUCUCAGCAGGCAGGAAGCAACUACCCAGAAGUUGCCUGGAAAGGCUGGCGAGAACGGACUCCCCCAUUCCAUAUCUGGGAAGAACCCCUUAGACCCGCAGCAGCCUGCCUCUGGGCCAGCCAGCGACAAGAGACUGCUGAUGGAGCACAGAAUGGGGCAUGGUCCCAGGACCCCUGCCUUUGCGAUCUGCAGGUCCCAGAUGGGAGAUCUGCCACAUUGGUGCCUGGAGUGUGGGAAGAACUUUGGCCAAAAGACAGAGUUAGAAAAGCACCAGCUGAACCAUGCCAGGCAAUGUUCGUACAUCUGCAGUGACUGCGGAAGAAGCUUCACAGAGCACGUUGGCCUCCCCACACACCAGGCCGUGUGCCCCGCAGGGAAUUCCUAUAGUCACUCUGGGUGCAGGAGGAGAAGCCUGCCCCUUCCAAAUGAGACUGUAGUGCAAAGGAAAGAGCGGAAGGAGCUAUCCCUGCAGGAGAAGGUCCGGGUGCUGGAGAUGCUGGAGGGGCCCAAGGUCUCCCAGAGUGAACUAGCAAAAAGGUUUGGAGUCUCCCAGCCCCAGAUCUGCCGCAUCAUCAAGAACAAGGAGCGUAUCCUCGCUGAGUGGUGCAAGAAUGCCAACCCAGGACGCAAGCGCAAGUUGGAAGAGAAGGGUGUGGCCAGCAACACAGCCCUCUUGCAGUGGUUUGAGCGAAGCUGUGUGUCCAGUGUCUCUCCCAAUGGGAUGCUUCUACAAGACAAGGCCAAAAGCCUUUCAGAGGCACUAGGGAAGCCAGAAUGGGAUGCCGGCCUGGGCUGGUCAACGGGUUUCAAAGCCAGGCAGAAAGGACCACUUGAAAGGCCUCUCACCGAGAAACAGAAUGGUGAUGAGCAACUGGAGGAAGAGCCGUGGGAAAGCACAGUCCUGCCUUGUAUCCUCAGCAAGUAUGACCCCUUCAACAUCUACGCUUGUGGCGAGGCUGGCAUCUUAUUUAGGGCAACCCCAGAAGAUCUGGCUGUGGAGAACAGAGAGGAAGCCAAGGACCAGUUGACCGUCUUGCUCUGCACCAACUUGGAUGCUUCCGACAAAAGGGAUACCCUGAUUGUCGGCAAGAAAGAAAAGCCAUUUGGCUUCCAAGGGGUCGAUGUGGAAGAGCUGCCGGUGAGCUACCGAGCCCACAGCAAGGCUUGGAUGACAACAGCCAUCUUUACCGAGUGGCUCCAGAAGUUCAACGAAGACAUGCAGCACAAGCAGAGGACGGUGGUGCUCUUCUUAGUCCAGUGUGCUGUGCAUCCCUACAUGGAGCUCUCCAACAUCAAGAUGGUUUUCGUGCCUCCUAGCUCUCCCCAGACCCAUCCCCUUGAGCAAGGGGUUAUCCAGAAUUUUAAAUGCCAUUACCGGAGGAGGAUGCUAACCCGCCUCCUUGUGGUGCUUGACAGUCAAGCCUCCGCAUCAACAGGCAAACUAUCUAAGCACCUGACGCUUUUGGAUGCUGUCCAUAUGAUAGCCCAGGCCUGGUCAGAGGUUUGCCCACAGACGAUCACUAACUGCUUCCGAGCAGCUGGCUUUGGCCUCAGUCCCCGCAUCCUGGCUCCUCCUGUGGAUGUGGUCCAGGCACUAGGGUUCAUGAACCAAAAGCAGUUUGAGCAGUUUGUGUUGGUGGAUGAAGGGCUGGAGUGCUUUGGGGACCAGGAAGAAGCUGCUGAGAUGGUCAAAGAGUGUCCAGAACCAACAUGCGGAACAGCAGAGGAUGAAGAGAAGGCGGAGGAUCUGCCUUUGCUGACCUGUCCCUCGAAGACAGAAGUCAUGGAGAGUCUGGCCAAACUUAGGCGCUAUUUUGAGUGCCACUCGGUGUCGCCGACCAUGUUCCAGUUGUUCUACAAGCUGGAAGACAUGGUCCAUGGGAUGUCUCUGGCUAAUAUGCAAGCAUUACGAGCCUGGAACAAAGAAUGACUCAAAGCCAUAACUUGAAAUCUAGCUCUUCGUACAUGUCCUCACUUUUAUGUAUGUUCCUAUGAAUCCACAGAGGCCUUUUGGGCAAUUUGAUGUGUUUAGUCUGGACAGUGACCAAGUAGUUUUGGAAAUUAAUCCUGAGAAUGGUCUUUGCCUCUUCCCCCACCACCACCACCCCGUCCCCCCCCGAAAUUGGUAGUUUGCAGGUAAGAAGCACUGAAUUGUACGAGAGCUCGAUGCAGCUCCUCUGAAAGACCUGUGGGGAGAGAGGAAUAACUGAUGGGGUCUUUUUGCACUCCAGCUUAUACAGAGAGCCUCCCCUUCUGACCAGCCGCACUCUGGGAAACUGCUAACGCAGGAGAGUCCUAGAUGCCUUUCAGAAUCACCCAGGGUUUUCCCUGUUGGAAGACUUGUGGCUGAGAACAUAUCUGCGGGAGACACAUUUGCUAGGAAGCCACCACCCUUGAACUCCCCAAGGCAGUGGUUCUCUGAGGAGACGGGUGCUUUGCCUUCACCCCACUUGCCUUCAUCUUCCCUGCCCCUUGGCAAUGGGUCAAGGGCUCACACCCAUGCUCUCUGCCUCCAGCACGAGUGGUUUCCUCCAGUUUAAAAGCCAUGGAUUCAUAUCUUGUCAUCAUCAGCACAGGCUUUUAUUGCUACCUCCUCUCUAGCACUGAAGCUCAUUCCUGGACAGAAGGAGGUGGCACUGGGUGCGAAGGCUCAAGGAUUUCUUCCUUAAAUUAGAGGGAUUCUUGUAAGGAAUGUUGUGACCCCUCGUGCUAAGGACAUUAUGGAGAAGAAUAAGGAGAGAGAGAGAGAGAAGCCAGAACCUGCAGCAGGGGCAGGGAGGUGCAUAGGAAGCUGCCAUAUACUGAGCCAGACCAUUGGUCCAUCUAGUAUUGUCCACACAGGUUGGCAGGGGCUUCUCCAAGGUUGCAGGCAGGUGUUUCUCUCAGCACUAUCUGGAGAUGCUGCCAGGGAGGGAAUGUGGAACCUUCUGCAUGCAGGUGCUCUUCCCAGAGUGGUUCCAUCCCCUAAGGAGAAUAUCUUACAGCAGGGCUUUCUAACCUUGGGUCACCAGAUGUUGAUGGACUACGACUCCCAUCACCCCCAGCCAUGUCCAUUGUGGCUGGGGAUGAUGGGAGUUGUAGUCCAUCAACAUCUAGGAGCCCAGGGUUGAGAAACCCUGUCUUACAGUGCUCAUGCAUGGUGUCUCCCAUUCAAAUGCAAACAAGGCAGGCCCUACUUAGCAAAGGGGACAAUUCAUGUUUGCUACCACAAGACCUGCUAUUGUGAGGGCUAUUGAUACAAGGCUCAGUGGGGACUGCAGGAUGACAGCAGAAAUUGGAUGAAGGGGCUCCUCUGCAGUUUGCCCAGAAAAGGGGUCAUGGAGUCCCCAGGGCAAGAACCAGCCUUUCCCGUCUGGAAACAUCUAUGGCCACCGUUGCUCUCUCUGCUCCUGAUACUGCAACUGCUUGCACUAGUGGCCAAGACCAUUUGUAGAUUGCAAGCCCUUUAGGGCAGGUCCAUCCAAGCCUCCUACCUGUGAUAUUUUGCUUGUGCCAUGACCUACAUCCAAACUCAUGCUGCACUCAUGGAAAUAUGUUCUGCCUGCACAGGGGGGCGGGGCUGGUUUUUGGCAUCCCCCCUUCCCACUGCAACCCCAUCUCCUCUGCAAAUACAUCCCUGAGGGUUGUGGGACCUCCAGGGACAUUUUUCCAGGAGAGACAAGGGGCUGUGGAGGGAAGGGAGGAUUGCUGAAAACUCCCUCCCCCUGUGCAAUGGGAAAUUGAACUUCAGCAAGUGCUGCAUUCAUUUGGAUGUAGGGCACUAUAUAGGUGUUGGCACAAAGGAGGGGCCAUAUGUUGGUGGUAAGGCACGUGAUUUACAUGGAGACCAAUCCCUAGCAUUUCUGGGAAGAGCUGGAAGAAACUCAUUUCUGCCUGAAACCUUGGAGAACCACUCUCCGUCAGCAGAUACAGUAUGGAGACAAAUGGACCAAUGGUCUCACUCAAAAGCAGGUGACUUCAUACGAUUGUUCUGCACCAUUGCCAACAGAUGGGAUCCAGUUCUAACAUGACUCUUCUGUCUUGUGCUGGCCCUGUGGAAGCCAGUGGUACCAACAUGGACGAACACUACAAAAUGGAUCGUGUAGAAGAACCAAGAAUAUCUGAGAAAAGCUGUCUAUAUGGAGGACAACAGGAAUCUCAUGGUUUCCACACAGAGUGGAAAGUGUUUAUGACGAAGGGUUCUCAAGCUAAUUUAAAACAUUUUCUUGGUCUUUAUUGGAAUCUCUGACUAAUCCAAUGUCCGCGAUCUCAUUCAUGGAUCUCAUAUCUAUAUAUCUCAUAUAGAUAUAAGCCUCUCAACUACCAAUAAAUUGUUAAAAUGUCUAUGCCUA
Molecule: messenger RNA, 4886 nt
Organism: Hemicordylus capensis (graceful crag lizard)
Lineage: Eukaryota; Metazoa; Chordata; Lepidosauria; Squamata; Cordylidae
Product: tigger transposable element-derived protein 3-like
Exons: 3
Coding region: 458-2485 (675 amino acids)
Cellular component (GO): nucleus
Molecular function (GO): DNA binding
Source: RefSeq, a predicted model, not a curated record